Molecule: messenger RNA, 1476 nt
Organism: Lindgomyces ingoldianus
Lineage: Eukaryota; Fungi; Ascomycota; Dothideomycetes; Pleosporales; Lindgomycetaceae
Exons: 4
Coding region: 1-1476 (491 amino acids)
Source: RefSeq, a predicted model, not a curated record
AUGUCUGACAAACUACCUCCGCCUCGCAAGAGUGUCGAGCUUGAGGAUCCCGGUGCACACGACCUAGAAUCCUCUUCCAGCGACGAGCACUUUUCUGAUGCCUCGGAAGGCCGCAACGCGCUCCCAGGUCAGGCAGAGCGCUCCAAUGCCACCUCUCCCAUUCCAAUCACCCGUGUGGAAAGAGUAGACGACGAGCCCGCCUACGGCGAAGUGCCUGGCACAGACGCAUAUAACAAGAGAAUGCAAGAUGCAGUUCCCGAUGAGGUAGAAGUCGUUCCGGAUGGCUCUAGAAGCCGCAGUGCUUCGAGAGUUAGUUUGCAGGAUCGGCCGUAUACACCUGGCGGUUCUCCCGUGCCCAGGACUGUUGUUGAGAAAAUAGACCCGGAUACGCCCAGCUAUGGGGAUGUCCCUGGCACACAUGCGCACAAGGUUCGUGCUGCAGAUGCUAUCCCCGAUGUGAUUGUCAAGGUGCCCCAGCCUCCAGAGAGAAAGACUGAAGGUAUAUCCCCCCAAAUAAACGAUUGCGAAAGCGACCAUUCGGACGAACCAGGUACCUCUGCUGCUGAGUCACACGAUCGAAAAGACAAUGCACUCAGUGACGGUGGAGUGGAGGAUGACGGCGAAUUAGGCGAUGACUUUGACGAUUUCGAAGAGGGCGGCGAGGGAGAUGAUUUUGGGGACUUUGAUGAUGGGUUUCAACACGGCGAGGAUCAAGCAGAAACUACAUUUGAGAAACCCCGGGAUCAUCCUUUUGUACCUGUCCCCUCCCUAGGUCCUCCGGUCCUGGAUUUCAAGGAGCUCACUUCGUUUGAAGACGUGGUUCGUGCAACGCAACCAUACAUUGACGAAAUGUACCCCUCCAUAAAAGAGAUACCCAGCAUUUCUACGGCAAAUCAAGCGGCCGCCCGGUCUAUAUUCUUGUCCGAUCGAAGUCUGUCAUUAUGGUCUCAGCUUGUCGCCCCACCGCCUCUACAACCUCCGAACUGGGUCCGGUCUCGGAUACGGCGACUUUUUCUCGUAUCUCUCGGUGUACCGGUCGAUCUUGACGAAAUCCUGCCGGCCUCCAAACAGAAAAAACUUAUUCUGCCUUCUAUACACGUACCGGGAGAGAAAUCGCCGAGGCCAUCAGCAGAUGAGCGCAAUGGUGCUCUUGCGCGGGUGAGGAAGGGAAAUGCAUCAUCAGCAUCGAUAGACUCGUCGGCUUCGAAGUCAGAGAGGAGACGUAAAGGGCCCCCGCCCCCGCCGCAACUCGACAUCAGCUCGACUACAAUGCUGUGUUCUACAACGGAAGCAGCGCUCAGCAACUUCACUGAUGAGGAGCUGCGAUUUCAUGUGAAGCGCCUCGCCGAACUAAAAGAGCGUGCAAAAGAAGUUUUUGAGUACUGGCAGAAGCGCAUGGAGAGUGCACUGGGGGACAAGGAAGCAUUCGAGUCCGUUAUCGAGAAUCUCGUGGCUCACGCGAAGAAGAUACGAUGA